CAUAAAUAUAAAAUUCUCUAUAUGGCCAAAAUUUCUUUAUCAAGCAUCAAUAAAUAUAAAUAGUAAAUUAGCAUGUGUUAAUCUAUCUAAAAAUUUAUGGAUCACAUUCUAAUGCACAUAUAUUAUUGACACAGAAAUAAAAUAAGUAUAAUCAGGCAUGGUUCAAAGCAUAACCUACUGAAACUAUCACUUAAUUAGGACAACUAAUAUGAAAAUGCAACGUUUUUUAAAUUUUAUCUUAAACUUUUUUUAAUUAAUUUUUAUAUGCUAGACCUCCACCAAACAUGGAAAAAUGUUAUCAAAAUAUUAAAAAUUUGACUCAUCAUUUAGUCCAAUAUAUCAAAUUUCGUCAUUGCUAUUAAAGUAUUCAUUCAGAUUUAAAUCAAUGAUUAUUUAAGUGUUUUAUAAUUUACAAUUGAAUGUUUUAAUUGUUUUUAUAUGUUUAUAGUAAUUUUAUAUAUAACCAAAAAAAAACAAAUUAUUUAAAUCGAAAAGAUAAUGACCUAUUUUUGAAGAUUAAAAAACCCAAAUAAUUAAGACUAAACUGAAUAAUUAAACUCAUCCCUAACCUAAAACAGUAACUUGUAAAGAGGAUUUAUCAGCUAAUUGAUCAGACUAAUGCUUAAAAAUUAGCAAGAUUGACAUAUCUUUCUUAAAUCCAUAAAUAUCAAAUAGAUACAUAUAGUAUAUUUUAAAUUCCAGUCUUUGAGUUUUUCAAAAAACAUUUUAGCGGGUAUCUAAAAGCAUGCCCAUUGCUAAUAUCCAUAGGGUAUCUCAGCAAUGUUUUUCAAAAAAUAAAAUAUGAAAAAUAUGACAGAAACACAGGAGAAUAUAUCAUUUCAGAUACUCUGAAAUACCAUCUAUUACACAUGGCAUUUUAUAAAUGGUUCAAAGUUUUAAACAUCAUUUUGAUUUAAAUAAAUAAGUAAAAUAUUAUCAAAUAAUUAUUUUGUUUUGUACAGAAACUGAGUUGAGAUACAUGAGGGAUGAGGUUGCUCUAAUAAGAUUUUAAGAUGAAUAGGUGAGCUUGUCCUUUGGACCCAUCCUGUUAUAAAUACUCAAAUCAUAUAAUAAUAAUGGUAGGGGAAAAUCUAUUAAAAUGUUGAAAUAAUAAAUGGUAGUUGACUAGUUGAUAUCCAAAAGAUCACGAAAGAUCACCUGAGUUGUGAUAUGGUUAGAUGCGUGAACAACAGGACCAACACAACCUACAACAAAAUGCAAGUUUGUCAUUUAGCCGUAAAAGUUGAUUGCAGGCUAACAGGUUGUCGUGACUAAGUUGACAUAGUAAUAUAAGGCAUGAUUAAGACCAGUUUCUAGCAGAACAGAGAACAGCUGUCUCGAUAUGUGCGAUCGUUAAGCAACAAGUAGUCUAUAUAUCAUCAUGAGAGCCGUCUGAAAAAAAUAGAACAUAAUGAGAGAGUGCAACAUGCAUAAUUAGUCUACCUAGUCGAUCAAGGCACAGCUGAAAAAGCUCUACUAGCCAAAACUGAUAAACAACUAGCGACAAGUCCCUGAAGUCAAGAAGAAAGUGUUGAUGGAACUCAUCUGAGAUAAGCUAAUUCUUCAGCAAGUAAAACUCAUAAUCUGAAAAAUGAUUGUUAUAUUGUAAGCUCAAAAUGAUUGCAACAGCAGAAGUACAUCUGAAACACGUGAGAUUUGUUGCUGCUCUUCAUAUUCACCAGAAAGCGUAUGGUUUUUUAGCUUAUUAAUAAACGUACGGACGAGAUUAAAUCCCGUUGAAAACUCUUAACGAACUUUCCCAAAAAUGGCGCGCUUAAAACCGAACAAAUAAAUAAAAGAGAAAAAAAAUCCUCUGUUCUGUUUUGAACAUUUCAAACACACAGAAAAAGAGAGAUAGUUGAGAAGAUCUGAAAGAAGAAUGAGCAGCGAAGAAGAGAAGACGGUAUGUGUGACGGGAGCUUCAGGUUACAUCGCUUCGUGGAUCGUUAAGCUUCUCCUUCUCCGGGGCUAUACCGUUAAAGCCUCUGUCCGCGAUCCAAAUGAUCCGAGGAAAACAGAGCAUUUGCUUGCACUAGAAGGUGCAAAGGAAAGGCUUCAACUGUUCAAAGCAAACUUGUUAGAAGAAGGCUCUUUCGAUUCAGCGAUUGAUGGUUGCCAAGGAGUUUUCCACACCGCAUCACCAUUCUAUCACGAUGUCAAAGAUCCUCAGGCUGAGUUACUUGAUCCAGCGGUGAAAGGAACAAUCAAUGUUCUAAGCACUUGCUUGAAGACUCCCUCUGUUAAGAGAGUCGUCCUAACCUCAUCUAUAGCAUCUGUUGCUUUCAAUGGUAUGCCUCGAACACCCGAAACCAUUGUUGAUGAAUCUUGGUUCGCCGAUCCUGAAUAUUGCAGAGCUGCCAAGCUAUGGUAUGUACUAUCCAAGACAUUAGCUGAAAACGCAGCGUGGAAAUUUGCCAAAGAGAACGAUUUACAGUUGGUUUCGAUAAAUGCAGCAAUGGUGAUCGGUCCUCUUUUACAGCCAACGCUCAACACUAGUGCCGCCGCAGUUCUAAGCUUGAUCAAAGGAGCACAGACGUUUCCUAAUGCGACAUUCGGGUGGGUUAACGUUAAAGAUGUAGCUAACGCUCACAUUCAAGCGUUUGAGAAUCCAACUGCUAAUGGAAGAUACUGUUUAGUGGAGAGAGUUGCUCAUUACUCUGAAGUUGUUAACAUUUUACAUGAUCUUUACCCUGAUUUCCAACUCCCUGAGAAGUGUGCUGAUGAAAAGAUAUAUAUUCCAACAUACAAAGUGUCUAAAGAGAAAGCAGAGUCUCUUGGGGUUGAGUUUAUGCCAUUGGAGGUUAGCAUAAAGGAGACUGUAGAGAGUUUGCAAGACAAAGGGUUCAUCAGAUUCUGAGUUUCAUCACCAAAGAAAAAACUCAAACCAGAACCAGACUUGGAUCUGUUUUUGUUUUAUUUUCAUUUGUUUGUGGAUUUUUUUAAAUUCAAAUGUGGAGUGUGUUGCCUAUGAUAUUGUGGACAUUUUUUUGCAUCAUUUGAGUCUGAUAUUUGCAGGAUGUUUCCUUUUUGAAGUGUUACAAUAUGCUAUAGCAAAUAAUCAAAUUCAUUACAUUUA
Messenger RNA from Brassica rapa (field mustard), 3076 nucleotides. RefSeq names its product cinnamoyl-CoA reductase 1-like. Lineage: Eukaryota; Viridiplantae; Streptophyta; Magnoliopsida; Brassicales; Brassicaceae. The record is from RefSeq and is a predicted model, not a curated record. Gene Ontology annotation, molecular function: oxidoreductase activity, acting on the CH-OH group of donors, NAD or NADP as acceptor.